UGGCUUUGCACGUUGUGAAGUGGGCUUCCGCCGUUGCGAUUGGCCGCCUGGCGGAUCUGCAGACCUUUCUCUCUUCGUUCUUGCGGAGCAGCUGGAGCGCCGGUGCGUGUCGGACCUCUGGCUUCCUUUUGUAAGGAGGAUCUGUUGGGAAACUUUGGUCCAAAACCAUGCCUGCCGGUGUAAGUUGGCCCAAAUACUUGAAAAUCCUCACUGCAGCUUUCUUGUCCAUGCUUGCCGGUGCACAAACUGUCCACAAAUUUUACAGACCUGACCUCACACCAGAUAUUCCUCCAGAAGCUAGAGAGCUCAGAACACAAAUACCAAGUCUAAAAAAUACGAAUGAGCCAGUUCAACCUUUACAACCACGAUCAUGAAAGAAUCAGUGUUGCAUCCUUCAUAAAGUGUUCCUUAUGAGGAUUUAUAAUCUGAAUACAUACAACUGGGAAAUCAUGAAUAUUUUAAAAGGACUUUUAUAUUUGUAUUUUCUUGAGUCCAAGAAUGCCUCUCCUACGGUCUGUUUUUUCCCUCUUCCCCUACAAAGGUGACCACCUGCUCAGCCAUUGCUUGUUUCCAUAUCUACCUGCAACCUUUACUUCAUUACAAUUGCUCUCAACGUGGCAGAUCUAUGUCAGUUUUUUCCCCUUAAACAUUCUUUGCAGGGUGUAAUACAUUUUGGAGAAUGCUGGGAUACAUCUGUAUAAUUAGUUCAAUUACCAUUUAAAAGCAAAUGUUUGGGAACAUGUUUUGCUUUGUAAGCCAAUUAAACAAAGGUAUCUAUUUGAACAUUAGGUUUCUCCCAUACUAUUGUACUGUAAUAUGGUUUCCUGCAAAGCAAGCAUAUGUCAAUAACUUAGCAAUUUUAUUUCAGUGAUAUUUGUGCCUAUUUUGAAUUUUCACAAUGAACUUCUGAUAUUAAAUGCAAUGUUUAAAUAUAGUUUCUGUAAAUGUCAAUUUAUUUCUAGACACAAUUCACUGUAUUCCUUUUGGCUGGAAACUAAUGGGAAUUGUACACCUGGUGGACACUAGGCUGGGGAAAGCUGGUCUAUUUAUUUCGAAGAUUUGAUUCAGUGUCAGCAUUAAGUGCAAAAGGGCACCUACUCUUCCAAUCUAUUCAAAAAUACACAAUCUGGUGUAUUUAAUGGAAGCAUUUUAAUGUAAAGAUAUGACUCAAUUUUCUGUGUAUCUUGCACUAGUUAUUAGAACUACUUAGUAGACAAUACAGGUAGUCCUCAACUAAAAACAGUUCAUUUAACUGAUCAACAGCACUGAAAAGUGACUUCAGUUACAACCUUUGCAGCAUCCCCAUGUCAU
Pseudonaja textilis is the source of this 1311-nucleotide messenger RNA. The record is from RefSeq and is a predicted model, not a curated record. NCBI's taxonomy places the organism in Eukaryota, Metazoa, Chordata, Lepidosauria, Squamata, Elapidae.